Molecule: messenger RNA, 4296 nt
Organism: Nomia melanderi (Alkali bee)
Lineage: Eukaryota; Metazoa; Arthropoda; Insecta; Hymenoptera; Halictidae
Gene: twf
Product: twinfilin actin binding protein
Biological process (GO): regulation of lamellipodium assembly; positive regulation of neuron projection development; actin filament depolymerization
Cellular component (GO): actin filament; myofibril; cytoplasm
Molecular function (GO): actin filament binding; actin monomer binding
Source: RefSeq, a predicted model, not a curated record
UUAUAAGGUUGAGGUCAUGUAAAGGUCACGAUUAUGAUGAUCAUUUAUCCCACGUAUAUCAUACUUAAUUGGACCUACAACGAAUUGUAUUAAAAUUGUAUAGUGUAAGGAAGAGAGAGCAUAACGAGAGCAGGAAAAAUAUAUAUUAAAUACACAAAAUUAUUAUUUGUCGUAAAAGCCGCGCGGAAGCCAUUUUGCAAUUGAGAUACAAUUAUCUCCCUCUUUCUCUCUCUGUUUUUCAGUUAGCCGACUGAUUUCUCUUUCUGUUUCAUUGAAAAAAUCAUAGAGUGUGAAGUGUAUUCAGAGUAUUCUUGACAAGUCGUUCACUGGCGUGACGUCUGGGUUCUCAGUAAUCGGGAACUUCUGGAAAAUAUUUGUUUGAAAAAGCAGAGCCGGUAGUUUCUUUUAAUUUCGAAUUCGUUUGACCUUUUCCCCAUGUUCUAGUCAUUUGCUCGUUCUAUUUGUGAUUGCGAUUUUUUCCCCGCGAUAAAUUCCGAGAACGGUUACGUGUUCUUCCAUAUUUUUGGUGAAAGAAGAUUUCAACGAACCAUCCCAGAAUCAUGUCACAUCAAACGGGAAUCAAAGCGAAUGAUGCUCUGAAGAAAUUGUUUGCCAAAUGUCGUGACGGAAAACUACGAGUUUUGAAAGUUUCCAUAGAGAAUGAGGAAUUAACACCUGCAGCUUCCUCUAAGCCUAUAAGCAAGUGGCAAGAUGAUUACGAUAAAUUGAUUAAACCUCUGAUUGUUGAAAAUCAACCUGCGUAUAUUCUCUAUAGACUUGACACUAAAUCCUCUGAUUCUGGUUAUGAUUGGUUAUUUAUAUCUUGGUCUCCUGACACUGCACCAGUUAGACAAAAGAUGCUUUACGCAUCAACUAAAGCAACCUUGAAACAAGAGUUCGGUACAGCUUCUAUAAAAGAUGAAUUGCAUGGUACCGUGCCUGAAGAUAUAACAUUGGAAGGUUACUAUAAGUACAAGAGAAAUGAUGCAGCUCCAGCACCAUUAACAACUGCAGAAGAAGAAUUAGCAGAACUUAAGAAGAACACUGUCAGCACUGAUUACAGCGUUGAAACAAGACAUCAAACAUUAAGUGGUGUUUCUUUUCCUGUGACAGAUGAAGCAAAACAAGCGAUUACAGAGCUGGGUAAAGGUAUACAUGAGUAUGUUCAACUGAAGAUCGACUUGGAAGAAGAGAAAAUACAUUUGGUCAUAGCUUGUGAUGUUUCAUUGGAUAAACUGCCAACAAAAGUUCCAUCGGAUUCUGCUAGAUAUCACCUUUAUAAUUUUAAGCACACUCAUGAAGGAGAUUACAUGGAGUGUAUUGUUUUUAUAUAUAGUAUGCCUGGAUACAGCUGUAGUAUUAAAGAAAGAAUGUUGUAUUCGUCGUGUAAAGCACCUCUUCUAGACCUCAUCCAAUCACUCGGAGUGAAUAUUACAAAAAAAUUGGAAGUAAAUAGUGGCGAAGAAUUGGCAGACAUGUUGGAAGCUCCUCCAACCAUAAAAGAAACAGCUGCUAUAACUCCUGCAACUCCAUCAACACCCUAUGCUCCUACUCAAUCUAUAUCAGAGAAAAAAUCAAAGCAGAAGCGAUCUUGUAUUUUGAGUUAACCGAUUCUAUGUACUUUGAUUGCCAUUAUUUCCGACUAUUCUUCAGUAUUUGUGAUGUUUUACAUGUUGGAUAUAUCUUCCUUCAGAAAUUCUAAAUUUGUGAUAGUUCGAUAUAUACAUACGUGUUGUUUAGAAACGAUACAAUGGGUUUCAAACGGUUCUGAUUAGCAUUUACAGUUAGCGCCCAUUGUAAAACGAUUGAAAUUUGCUGCGUUUUAUAGUAACGGAUUUUUAUUAAUUAGCAAUAUUUAUUAACAUUUAGCAUUAAUUGGUCAAAGUGAUACAUAUAUCUAUGUAGCGACUCAGAGUAAACCAAGCAGUGUAUUUUUCUAAAUUUUAAAAACAAUAUUCUUGCGAUAAGGUUUCCUUGAAUCAUCUUUUGAUAAUUACAAGCACGUUCUGAACAAAUACGAUUUUAUAGGAUGCAGAUUCUUGCUGAUGUAUAAGUAUAGUAAUGAAUGCUUCUUCAUUCAUACUGAAAAUACUGUAAAAAUGCAAUGAGAUUCAGUUGCUUGAUAUUGAAAGUGAAGCCUUCCACUGGAUUUUGCAAUUUUAAUUGUACAUUUCAGUAACUAACACCAAUAGGAUUUUACUUGAAAGUUCCAUAGAAAUAUUUUUGUAAUUACAGUUCCUUUAUUUUAUUUUAUUUUAUUUUAUUUCGUAUUUUUAAUACUUAUUGCUCGAAUAUUAUAAAAAAAAAAUCCAGUGAGUUGACUGUGCGAAUUAGUUCCUAGUCCAAUGGAAAGUGAUAUGUAUUAUAAGUCUCAUUUCGUAUUAGUAAUUUUAUUAAGUAAAACAUGAAGGCUUGAUUUUCAAAUUCAUUCAAACAUUUGUAUAGGAGUUAGCAAUAUAGACUAGAGUGUUUCAGAUAAUUAUCUGUGGUAACUUGCAUACCUUAUGUGAUUAUUAGAGAGUUAGGGAAAAUUUCCAUGUGCCCUAGCUAGCUGACGCUACUCACCUAACUUCUCUGCGUAAUUUAAAUAUGAGAAUAAUAUAGCGGACAAGUGAUAAAUGUGCAAAAACCAUACUGAUGUGUGGAUAUAUUUUCUUGCACACGAUUAUCGUUUUUGAACACAAGCUAGUGAUAAUACUAGUUACUUUAUACACAUAUUAAAUUAUAUAAAUAUAUAUAAAAAUAUAUAAAUAUAUAAAUAUAAAUAUAAAUAUCUAUAUAUAUAUGUAUAUAUAUGUAUAUAUUUAUAUUUAUAUUUGUCAUGUUCUAUACUAUUGUAAAUGAUACAGAACACUAGACUCCACAAAUACAUGUACGAAGACUGAUCUUGGUAUGUCCCAUUGGCUGUAUGAUUAGAAAAUCGCACAAAGUGUUCAGAUUCAUGAGGAUAAAAAUAAUCACUUCGUAUAGUCCUCUUACAACUUCCAUUUAUUUAUUUUGUAUUUAUUAUUUUAAUUUGCAAACAUUAUCUAAUGGAUAAGAUGAUGUUUUCCAAUUGAUUUGUGUGUUCCUAAUAAAUUAAACAAACGAAACAAGUUUACAAGUUACAAUGAAGUUAUGAUUGGAUUGUGAUAAGUUAUCAGUAUUUUUUAAAAGAAACUGUAUUAUAUUUCUUGGAGAAACAUUCCUUCCGUAAAAUAUAUAGCAAAUGGGACUAUAAUCUAAUUGCCAGCAACAAAAUAUUCGAGAGGCAUUCUAUUUUUUGUGAUCUGUAUUUUUUUAAACUCUCGUAGCUUUUUAUAAACUUUUUAAAAAUUUUCGUCCAAGACACAAACGAACAAAUUAUUGAAAGAGAGUUCGGCCUAAUUUUAAUUAGAGUAAUGAUAGUGAGAUGCACCAAAUUCUUGGAAUUUAUUUCAUUCGAAAAUAUAAGAGGAAAGCAAUACACAACGCACACGCAGUGAUAUAUUCGAAAGAGAAUGAACAUAUAUUUACUUCGAGACAUACAUGCUACGACAUGAAAGUUGGACUUAAUGAGAUUUUUAAUGAUAUAUGGAAUUCAUUUAUGGUUGGAAUCUCAACAUAUAUGAGUAUAUAUGUAUAUAUAUAUAUAUAUAUAUAUAUAUAUAUAUAUGAUAUGUAUAUAUAUAUAUACUCAUAAUUUGCUAGUUUAGUUUUAUAUAACUUUUUUAGAAACAUUCUAAUUCUACUUUAUGUUCCUUUAUACUAUUCCUCUGCAAUUACAUAUAGAAAAAAAGCAUAGAAUUUGGCAAACACUCUUUCAUAGUGGUUCCAGAAAAAAAUAUAAAAAAAAACAAUCUUUGUAAAAUGCUCAAAAACUGUUAAGGAAAACGUGUUCCAUGUUACGUAACGACGCACAUUACAGCCUGGACACAUUUUAUAAUCUUGUACCAGGCCUAUUCUGUAAGUUUCUACUAUAAUUUUAUUUUCAUUCUGUUAUAUAAUUAUAUAAUAAUAGAUUUAUUAUGAUUAAACGAAUUGUGUAUCUUGCCAAUCGCUACGAAUAAUAAAGCAUUAUGUAAAUUAAUCUAACAGGUUGUUGUUUUAAUUUUUAACAAGUCAACAUCAAGGAUAUUUAAAUUUCUACUUUUUUAGUAUUAGAAUAGGUCUAUAAGGAGCGCAUGGUGAGUCAGUCCGUGGAUGGGUAUGUAAAUUACAAUUAAGAUUUUAAAACGUAUUUUAUUCAGCUUACAGAAUAGGCCUGUGUAUUUUGAAGUUUCACUUCUAAUUUCUUUUUUUUUUCAAUUAUUUCUUUUUACUAUAUGAACAAUAUUU